AUGGCUGAGGCCUGGCUCCCGGAGCUGGGGGCAGACGCCGAGCGCACGCCUUGCCCCAGUGUCCUGGAGCUGGAGGAGCUCCUGCGGGCGGGGAAGGCCUCUUGCAGCCACGUGGAUGAAGUCUGGCCUAAUCUUUUCAUAGGAGAUGCGGCCACGGCAAACAACCGCUUUGAGCUGUGGAAGCUGGGCAUCACCCACGUGCUGAACGCCGCCCACGGGGGCCUCUACUGCCAGGGCGGCCCUGACUUCUACGGCAGCAGCGUGAGCUACCUGGGGGUGCCGGCCUACGACCUCCCCGAUUUCGACAUCAGCACCUACUUCUCCUCCGCAGCAGACUUCAUCCACCAAGCGCUCAGCACCCCCGGGGGAAUGAUAUGA
Chinchilla lanigera (long-tailed chinchilla) is the source of this 378-nucleotide messenger RNA. RefSeq names its product dual specificity protein phosphatase 13 isoform A-like. Gene Ontology annotation, cellular component: cytoplasm. Gene Ontology annotation, biological process: protein dephosphorylation; negative regulation of MAPK cascade. Bases 1 to 378 code for a protein of 125 amino acids. The record is from RefSeq and is a predicted model, not a curated record. Gene Ontology annotation, molecular function: protein tyrosine/serine/threonine phosphatase activity; MAP kinase phosphatase activity. The transcript is spliced from 3 exons. NCBI's taxonomy places the organism in Eukaryota, Metazoa, Chordata, Mammalia, Rodentia, Chinchillidae.